AUGAUCAGCCACGCAGCUUUCCUCCUGGGACUUCUUGGGGCUUUGCCCAUGGGAUAUGCGGUCCCCAUGCCUCAAAUGGGCGAUUAUGGAGAAAACGACGGGCCGGUGGGAGGAAUCAGCCCACCCAUUCCCACAGUCACAAGCCCUACCGGAAACCUGAGGGGCGAUUCGAGCCUUCUCGGAGGCAAUGCCCCGCGGCCCGACCCAGACCAGUCCGACUCGGCAAUCGUCAACGACCUCCAGCUCGUCCCGGGCCAGAAGGCAGACGGCAAACUCGGCCUGUACCUCAACUUCGAUGGCGUCGACGUCCCGCAACCCAUCCGCGGGGAACUAGGAUCCCCGGAUCCCGGCCCAAGAACGUAUGCGUACGAAAAGCUUAACCCCGAUCUGUUUGCCCCUCCCGGCACCGACAAGGGCGACGUCAAGAACGCCAUGUGGCCCCUGGGUCUCUCGCAUAACCGGCUCGGCAGCCAAGACGGAGCCGGCUGGGCGCGUCAGCAGAAUUCUGAUGUGCUCCCCGUUGCGUCGGCGAUGGCCGGCGUGGACAUGAAGCUGCAGCCCAACGCUUAUCGCGAGUUGCACUGGCACACGUCAGCUGAGUGGGCUCUUGUGCUCAAGGGAUGCUGCCGCAUUGCCGCCAUGAAUGAGGAUGGCAAGAGUAUCGUGGACGAUAUCUGCGCCGGUGACGUUUGGUUCUUCCCUGCCGGCGUGCCCCACAGCAUUCAAGCCUUCGACCAGGGUGUUGAGUUCCUUCUGGUCUUCGACCAAGGCGACUUCAGCGAAGAGAACACCUUCUUGAUGACCGAGUUGAUGCUGAGAAACCCCAUCUCCGUUCUCUCCAAGAACCUGAAAGCAGAUGUCUCCGAGUUCGCCAACAUCCCUAAGGAUCAGCUCUACAUUUUCAAUGGAACCCCCCCACCUAAGGAUAUCCAAGAGCAGAACCAGACCUCCUCUGCUGGAGCUCUCACCGGGGACGAGUCCUACACCUACCACUGGUCGCAACAAAAGCCUUUCGAAGUUCCGGGUGGCUCCGUCAAGAUCCUCGACCCUCUCACCUUCCCCAUCGCGGAGAACUUCUCUGCCGCUCUGGUUGUUGUCCAGCCUGGCGCCAUGCGCGAGAUCCACUGGCACACCACUAGCGAUGAGUGGAACUACUUCCUUCAGGGUUCCGGCCGCAUCACCGUCUUCCAGGCCCCUGAGGCUUCCCGCACCUUUGACUUCACUGCUGGCGACGUUGGAUACGUGAAGGUCGGCGACAGUCACUACAUCGAGAACACCGGUACCGAGGACGUCAUCUUCCUUGAAGUCCUCCAGGCCACACGAUUCACGGACAUCAGCGUUGCUCAGUGGUUGGCCCUGACGCCCAAGCAGGUCGUCAAGGAUACUCUUGGCUUCUCGGAUGCUCUCAUCGACUCAUUCCCGAAGGAGAAGGAGUACAUCAAGGUCGGCCCGACCAACAUGACGGCAGUGGCCAGCAGUGGUAAGAACUUCAAGGCUUAG
Molecule: messenger RNA, 1500 nt
Organism: Colletotrichum chrysophilum
Lineage: Eukaryota; Fungi; Ascomycota; Sordariomycetes; Glomerellales; Glomerellaceae
Exons: 5
Coding region: 1-1500 (499 amino acids)
Biological process (GO): oxalate metabolic process
Source: RefSeq, a predicted model, not a curated record